AUGCCCAGCUUCACCUCCUCGAAAAGCUCCUCCAAAACUAUGUCCUCCGACGCGGCCUCCACAUAUUCCACGGCUUCCACUGCAACGACUCUGAAGGGCACCGAGUCCCCCAACAAGAAGUGGUUCUCUCUGAGCUCCAAUAAGUCUGAGCCCAAGUACGUUAAGAAGUCCGACGCUGUCCACGCCAAACAGGCUAUCCACAACGAAGCUCUUGCCAGUUACUUCAGCAUGCGCUGA
Molecule: messenger RNA, 237 nt
Organism: Penicillium canariense
Lineage: Eukaryota; Fungi; Ascomycota; Eurotiomycetes; Eurotiales; Aspergillaceae
Exons: 1
Coding region: 1-237 (78 amino acids)
Source: RefSeq, a predicted model, not a curated record